Messenger RNA from Triticum dicoccoides, 630 nucleotides. Its product is annotated as wound-induced protein 1-like. The record is from RefSeq and is a predicted model, not a curated record. Bases 66 to 506 code for a protein of 146 amino acids. The transcript is spliced from 2 exons. Lineage: Eukaryota; Viridiplantae; Streptophyta; Magnoliopsida; Poales; Poaceae.
AUCAGCAGACCCUCGCGGCGGCGCCGGCGCCGCACGUCGACACGGACGCGGAGCUGGCAGGGGAAAUGGAGGAGCAGCGCGGCAAGUUCCUCAUGCUGCGCCUCUACGAGGCGCUUAACUCCCGCGACACACGCCGGGCGCAGGACCUGCUCGCCCCGGACCUUGAGUGGUGGUUCCAUGGCCCGCCCACGCACCAGCACAUGAUGCGCCUCCUCACCGGUGCCGGCACCAACACCAAGUUCAGGUUCUGCCCCCGCUCCGUCGACGCCUUCGUCUCCACUGUAAUCGCCGAGGGGAGCGCCGACGGCGCCGACCAGCUCCUCUACUGGGUGCACGCCUGGACCGUCGGGCCCGAUGGGGUGAUCACCCAGCUCAGGGAGUACUUCAACACCGACCUCACCCUCACCCGCCUCUCCGCCGCGGCGGCCACCAAGAAUUGCCUGUGGCAGAGCCGCCGCAGCGACCGCGCGUGCAAGUCGCUGCAGGGCCUCGUCCUCGCCAUCUAACAACAGAGCCUACGAAUGAGUAAACUAGAAGUCAAAGGAGUUGCUUUGCGUGCUUGAAUUAAGAGUGUGAUUUAUUUGGCCUAGAUCAUGGAUUAUGGUGUGUACUACUGCUACUGCGGCAAUG